CGCCGAGUGAUGUAAAAUAAACACGGUUCAUUGCCCAACAAAUUUUUUUAAUAAGGUGCAUCUUAACUUACAAAGCACCAAAGCCCAAAGCCAAAAUCCAAAGACCUAGCUACAUAUCAAAAUCAAAAGAUGCCGUUCCCGUACAAGACCGUCCUCAUAACCGGCGCCACGGGGGGAAUUGGCCGAGCCUUGGCCGAACGCAUGAUUGCAGACGAUAUCUUCGUCAUUGCUGUGGGACGUCGCAGCGACCGGCUCGAUGAUCUUGUUUCGAAGCAUGGGUCUGAUAAAGUCGUUGCCGAGCCGUUUGACGUGUCUGACCUGGAGGCUCUCCCGGCCUGGGUUGAAAAAAUCAUAACAGCAUACCCUAGCCUUUCCUGCAUAGUCCUCAAUGCUGGAUUCCAGCGAACCGUGGACUUUACGCGUCCUGAAACCAUCUCCCGCUCUUUGCUCACAUCGGAGGUGCACACCAACUAUCUCUCUUCCUUACAUACCAUCUCCCUCUUCCUUCCGCACUUCAUUUCCCUUGGCAAGGCUUCGCCCAACCCGACACCUGCCUCGAUCGUGCUUGUAUCGUCUGGUCUCGCCAUCGUCCCUGUCGCCCGUUGCGCCAACUACUGCGCGACGAAAUCAGCCCUGCGCUCCUUGGCUUGGACAUUGCGCUCCCAACUUUCUGCACCAUCCAGCCCUAAAACGCAGCAUAUCCGUGUGAUUGAAAUAAUUCCUCCUGCUGUCCAAACCGAAUUGCACGCCCUACAAUCUGACCUUGUAAAGGCGGGGCAGAAGGCUAUUGGUCUUCCCUUAGAUGAGUUCGCUGAUGAGACUUGGAGUCACCUAACAGCCAAACAAGGCACCCUGCAUGACGAGAUCACGGUUGAUAUGAUGCGGGAGCGAUGGGAAGGCAUUGAAAGGCCAAGGAGAGAGGCAUUUCACGAAUUUGAGGCCAUGUUUCGCAGAAUGGUCUCGGAUGGCGAAGGAAGUGUUAAACCGGCGGGAUCAUAA
Fusarium odoratissimum NRRL 54006 is the source of this 999-nucleotide messenger RNA. RefSeq lists its product as uncharacterized. The record is from RefSeq and is a predicted model, not a curated record. NCBI's taxonomy places the organism in Eukaryota, Fungi, Ascomycota, Sordariomycetes, Hypocreales, Nectriaceae. Gene Ontology annotation, molecular function: oxidoreductase activity. Bases 130 to 999 code for a protein of 289 amino acids. The transcript is spliced from 2 exons.